Messenger RNA from Calliphora vicina (urban bluebottle blowfly), 947 nucleotides. It is a transcript of the gene CREG, whose product is annotated as Cellular Repressor of E1A-stimulated Genes. The record is from RefSeq and is a predicted model, not a curated record. The transcript has 4 exons. The coding region runs from base 150 to 830 and encodes 226 amino acids. NCBI's taxonomy places the organism in Eukaryota, Metazoa, Arthropoda, Insecta, Diptera, Calliphoridae.
UGUGUUAUAAAAAUCGGCACUAAACUUCAGUCACAAAAUGACAAUUUAACUGGACGGUUAGAAAAUUUAAUAAUAAAAUAUUAGUUUUUAAUAUUUUAUUUUUACUACCUACUUCAUUCCAAACCAACUGCAGCUAAAAUAAUUCUAUAAUGCUGGGGAAAACUUUUACAAUUUUUCUCUUGUUAGUUGGUGUAUAUCUUGAAUUUGGUACAAGUUAUUCAGCAAUUCGAGAUGCUCGCAUAAUAAGAGAACAUAAACGACAACUACGUCACAAUGCAACACUAUCCGCACCGGAUUUAAAUCAUGUCAAAAUUGCUCGUCGACUGGUGAACCAAGCGAACUGGGCUUCUGUUGGUACUGUUUCAGUAAAUAGCGCCAUUAAAGACUAUCCGAUGGUUAAUAUUAUCUCAGUGAACGAUAAUGAUCCCUUUGGAAAAUCGACUGGACGCAUACAGUUUCUUUUAACUGAUUUGGAUUUUACUGGACCCGAUUGGCAGAAUAAUAAUAAGGCUACAUUUUUGUUUACGGAUGAGCAACUAAUGCAUUGUACUAAAAGAAAUAGUUGGAUAUAUGAGGAUCCAAUUGAUCCCAUGGAGCCAACCUGUGCUCGCACUAUUAUAAGUGGUCAAAUUAAUAAGAUGAAUAGAAACGGCAAUGAAUAUGACGGCGCUUUAGUAUCAUUUGUUCAAAGACAUCCUGCUGCUAAGAAUUGGCUUAAAGAACACAACUUUUACUUAUGUGAACUGAAUAUUACGAAUAUUUUUGUAUUGGAUUAUUAUGGUGGACCACAUACUAUCAAUAUUACCGAAUAUUAUAAUACAACGCCAUAACAUGUUUAUAUACAUAUUUUAAAAAAUUAUUUCUGAAUUUACAAAUUUUUCUGUAAAUAAAAUAAUAAAAAUCGAGUUUUAACUUUCAAUAAAAGUUAGAUAUAUCGAAAAAUUAAA